Molecule: messenger RNA, 1558 nt
Organism: Erpetoichthys calabaricus (reedfish)
Lineage: Eukaryota; Metazoa; Chordata; Cladistia; Polypteriformes; Polypteridae
Gene: g6fl
Product: g6f-like
Exons: 8
Coding region: 49-1497 (482 amino acids)
Biological process (GO): T cell activation; interleukin-15-mediated signaling pathway; positive regulation of ERK1 and ERK2 cascade
Cellular component (GO): external side of plasma membrane; membrane raft
Molecular function (GO): MHC class II protein binding; protein tyrosine kinase binding
Source: RefSeq, a predicted model, not a curated record
CACAGGAGAAGAUCUGUCAUAUAUCCCAAGAGAUUCAUAGGAGCCGCAAUGAUCUUCUUUGGGCGAGGACCUGUGUGCUUAAUUUCGUCCACCAAGAUUGUAAUUGUUUUAUGCCUUUUAGUUUCAUGUCCUUCCUCAUCCUCCAAAGGCCUGAAGUGGGACACAAUCAUUGUAGGUCUUGUGUCCUCUCCUGUCACACUGCCAUGUGAAGACCUGUCAGCAGUUGGAACCCACCGGGUUAAGUGGCUCUGGAAGUCCUCCACACGGGACAGCUGGUCAUUGGUCAUCUCAGCAGUGGAUGAGAAGAUCUACAGAGGGGGAGGAGGGAAACCCAGCCUGGACUUUGUGCACAAAGAGCCCCUGAAGUCAGGAAAUUUGUCUCUGGUCUUCAAUGCUCGGUUUGAGGACUCUGGUCUGUACUCCUGCCAAGUCCAAUCACUUGAGAGUAAGGCCGUACAACUCAAACACUUAGUCCUUCUUGUUACACUUCAAGUCACCAGCAGUCCACCAAACCCCGUCCCGAUAGACAGUACGCUGCAGCUGAAUGCCACCGUGUCACAGCCCAAUGUGGUGGCACACACACGGUGGAUUUCUCCUUCUGGAAAUGCUCUCCAUGUGAAGAAUGAACUCGGCAUCACCUCCUACACUCGGCUGACCCGCAUAAGCCAGCAAGAGGCUGGGUACUAUGUAUGCCAGAUUCUUCUCAAGACCACUGCCACCCCCCUGGCUUUUAGCCACCAUAUCUCAGUUAGCGGUACCAGAGAACUCAGCUCCAUGACGAUCACCUAUGGAAAUCCACAACAUCAUGCUGUCACUGCCGGUUCAGACGUGAUCAUUCCAUGUCACACUUCAGGAGAUAUGGACUAUAUCUUUCUGUAUUGGGAAACACCUGAUUCAACGGCUAUAGAACUCAUCUUCGAGGUGGACCUCUGGAGGGAGACACUAAACAACAGGAAAGGUUCUAAUCUACGAAUGGCUUAUGCUGACCCAACCCAGUCAGGUAAUUACUCCUUCCUGUUGACUCCAGCACUUGAGGACAGCGGCAUCUACAACUGCGAAGUGUUCACAGGAAAUGAAGUUUCCAUCAUCAAUUACCGACUAACUGUAGUCCAAGUGUUUGCUCGAGAGUCCCAGAGUGGCUGGAAGCUGGACUGCCUGUAUAAGGAGCGCUUGCUGGUCAAAUCUGUGGACUGGAUGUUUCAGAACUACAGUUUAGAUGUCAUGUCCGCUGGGCCCGGCUCCCUCUCUACGGAGAUCCUAGUCGGUGAACGUCCUCCUAGCAAGUGGCAGGGAACUUACAGUUGUGUAGUUUUGCUAAAGAAUGGGAAGAAAUAUUCUGCCAACUACACCCUCCAGCCAGUAACUGCAGAAAUGCUCAGCACUGUUCCCAUCUCCCUGGGGAGCCCUGGGAGGCCUGCUACUCCUGGGAUGUGUGUCUAUCUGGAUCACCUGGAGAUAUGGAGUUUGCUUUUCAUCUCAGAGAUUCAGACGUGGUAGAUCUGUCACCAGUAGUCCUAAUGGUGACAGCAUUUAUGAAACCAUAGAGGAUGUAAUGCAG